Molecule: messenger RNA, 777 nt
Organism: Morchella sextelata
Lineage: Eukaryota; Fungi; Ascomycota; Pezizomycetes; Pezizales; Morchellaceae
Exons: 2
Coding region: 1-777 (258 amino acids)
Source: RefSeq, a predicted model, not a curated record
AUGUCCCGCCCGGCCGCCGCCCUCGCAACCCACAAGCUCCUCCGCGCCUUCCACCACAACCCCGCGCUGCCCCGGCACACAUUCUACUUCCUGGCCUCGGUCGCCUUCUCCGCCCUCAACCGGCCCGACGAGAUCCCGCGCGUCUGGCGCUAUGCGCUCGAGAACGUGGCCAUCCCGGGCAGCGCCGAGGAGGACUAUGUCCGCAGGGAGCUGGCGGCGGGCGGCGCGGGGAAGCGGGGGGAGGAGGAGGAAGAAGAGGGAAGGGAGAGUGCGCUCGUCAUACAUCGGAAGAUAAGGGAGGCGCUGUUGAAGAGUGUGGUUAUUUGCGGGUUGCCGGUGACCAUCAACGCCCUCACCGCCCUCUCCACCGCCACGCCCCCCCACCUGCACCUCCCCUCCCCCACCUCCCGCCGCGCCGCCCUCGCCUCCCCGCCGCACCCCCUCCUCGCCCGCGGCAACGCCCUCUUCAGCACCCUCUACGGCAAGGUCACCCCCCGUGUCAUGGGCAGCAUGGUCCACGCCUACGACGACCUCGGCGUCGUCGCCGAACUCCUCUACGCGCACGUGCUCAGCAACACGGCGGUGCUCGGCGCGCGCGACACGAGCCUGCUUGUUGUCGCGGGCCUGGUGCCGCAGGACGUGGAUCCCCAGCUGAGGGGCCAUGUCAAGGGCGCGGUCACGAACGGGGCGACGGAGCGCCAGGUGGCGGCGGUGAGGGGGCUGGCGGAGGAGUGUUGUCGGGUUGCGGGGAGGGGGGUGCCUGGUGCGAAGCUGUGA